CUGAAAUCGACCUAGGCACCUGUCAAGAGACGAUGGAGAAUGGGGAACCCGAGACCCCCCACAGCGCUAAGGGAGGGCGCGAGGAGGAGCUUACAGGACUGCAUAUAUGUGGUGGGAUUCCUGGAUCUGUUUGGUGUGAGUAUGAUUGUACCUUUAUUAAAUCACCACAUCAAAUCCCUUGGAGCAAGUCCCACUACAGCAGGGUUAAUAGGAUCGUGUUAUGGAGUUCUUCAGCUUUUUUCUAGUUCAAUAGUGGGAAGUUGGAGUGAUAUUGCUGGUCGAAGGUAUUCACUAGUUACAUGUCUUGUCGUGAGUGCAUUUGGUUAUGGUCUUCUUGGCUUGUCAACCAACAUUUUCAUAUUUGCAAUUGCUAGAGUACCUUUGGGAAUUUUUAAACAUUCCCUCUCCAUUUCAAAAGCAUUCCUAUCAGAUGUUGUGCAAGAGCAAGAUCGCCCUCUUGUAAUAGGAAGAUUUAAUGCAGCGUCUAACAUUGGGUUUAUUCUUGGACCUGUGAUUGGUGGUUAUCUCACAGAACUACAUGGUGGAUUUUACAUAACCUCCCUCCUCUGUUCUUCCAUUUUUUUUAUAAAUGCUGGUCUUGUGUGGAUAAUGCUUCCAAUUGAAGACACACUGAGUAUUGCAGUGCCAUUAUCUAAUGAGUCUAAUGACUGCAAUGAUUUUAACAAAAAUACUAAAUUAUCUCAGCCAUCCAAUGGGAUAGUUAAAACUAAUUCUACCCAGGAGCUGCACAUUCAAGUUAUGUCUAUAUUCAAAAACGUUGCAGGAGUAGCCUUCUCUCAUAUGUGGCACAUAUUUUUGGUUCACAUGCUUACUGCUAUCUCAGUCAUGCUUUACUAUAGUAAUUUUGCCUUAGCAAUGGAAGAAAGAUUCCAUAUGACUCCCCGUUCCACUGGCUACUUAAUAAGUUAUGGUAGCACACUCGGAGCUCUUGCUGGACUUUUACUUGGACCUCUUUCCAGAGCUUAUAAAAAUAAUUCCUACACAAUGCUGUUACAUUCAAGUUUCUUCACAUUUUUUUCUAUCUUGGCAUAUUCAUUAGCAUCUGAUAUCUGGAUUGUUGUUUUAUCUUCAACAUUUUUGACAGUUUCUACCAAUAUAGGAAGGACUUGUAUUGUAGACCUUGAGCUAACAGUUGCUGAGAAAUAUGGUAGUGGUACACUCAUAGGUGUUGGCCAGACAAUAACAUCAGUGGGCCGGAUACUUGUCCCUCUCUUCUCAGGAAUUGCACAAGAAUAUAGCCCCCGUGGACCUCCUCAGCUUGGUGCAGUAUUGUUAGUAGCAUCAAUAGUUAUUAUGUACAAAAAUAAAUCUAUUUACCGUCGAUCUUCACACAACAACAAAAAAGAGGAAUAAAAUUACUGGUUGUAAUUUUUUUGCACCAAAGAGACAAAUUUGUAUCAGAAGAACUGUCUUCUACAAUUGAAAGCGUAAUCACAAAUGUUAUUUGGGUAAUCGUGUAAGUAUGUGAAUAUGAAUAUAUGUAAAUUGUUAGUAUUGGCAAAUGUGUUGUCAAACAUAUGGCUAAUCAAUUUAAUUUUUAUAUAAGCAUAGUAUAUAUCAGCAAGAUCUGAAUAGAAAAAUAAAUGUUUUCAAAUUAAAUUCUGUGGUUUUGUUAGGGCAGUCCCAUGGAUGUACCACUUGGAAAUUAUGUUUCUGGUUUUCUCUUUUCUUUUGUGGUUAGAAACUGUAAAUUGACUUUUUCUCUGACAUAAGCAACCCUAUUGCUUUGCAGGGUAAGUUAAAGGUCACUAUUUUUUCCAUUGUAUUUCAUGGUUUCUUUUCAUAGCCUUACUUGAAUCCAGGGGUAGAACUCUAAAAAAAAAAAAAUAAUAAUAAAAAAAAUUGCUGGCAUUUGACCCUGUGUUGCUGCUAUAUAGCAUGCCGUUUCAACUAGGUUUCAGUUGGCUGCGAUUAGCGGGCGGGCGGGCAGGCAGGCUGCCACUAAAUUCUAGGUGGCUCUUUGAGUACCCAGCAUGCUGAAGCCUAGGAUGAGAUCACUGCAUGUGCAUGUAGUAAUUACUAAAUGUGCUGCAUUGUGUUGGAGGAUCAGCUGCUAACUGCUGAGCAGACAUCAUGGGACAGAGAUUUAACGUGCCUAUCGAUGCCAAAGUAAAUUUUGUUUACACACUGUCACCAAUGUUUCUUACAUCCACUGCAGCAUAUCAUUCUUUACUUUUAGUUUUUCCGAUGUGCUACAAAAGAUAUAUAAUAAAUUGACAAAUACAUUAAGUGAAAUUAGUAAUUCAUUUUUAUACUUUUUUAUUCACACUGCCACACGUGCCCCUGCACAUUAGCCUUUAUUUUUUUUAGUUUAGUGUAGUGUUUAAUAAGUAAUAUGCUACAUAACUAAAUAAAGGAUCAUGUGUACGGAGAGAAGAUAUGGGCACUUGUGGCAGUGUCAAAGAGUAAAAAAAUGUAUUAAAGCUUCAUUAUUAAUUUUUUAUUUCUACUACCACGACCACCCACUGCAACAAAAAGCAUUUAGUUCUCAUGCCUUGUUCAGUACUUUAGAGCUCAUAGACUCUAUGUAGACAAUAUUGUAGUAGGGCUUUUCUUUAUAGACUCAUUGUGAUGAUUGUGUAUUCCAGCUAUACUAGUCUUAAAAUGUAUAAAUGCUCUCACUUCUUCGUUAUUUACAAAAUUAAUUUCCUUUCUCUCUUUUAAAUGCGUUGGCCUCUGUUGCAUCAUUGCAUUUAUCUGUACUCUUUGGCACAACUUAUGUAUCCAAGCUAUUAAAUUUAUACUUAGCAUCAAUAAAUGUAGCUACCCAUCCCAUUUAAAGGGACAAUAUAGUCAAAAAUAAAGUUUCAUGAUUCAGCUACAAUUUACUUGCAUUAUAAAAUGGUGUAUUUGUAUAUGCACACUUUCUGAGGCACCAGCUACUACCAAGCAUGUGCAAGAAUUCACAGUGUAUAAGUAUAUGAUCCUGUGAUUGGCUGUCACAUGAUACAGGGGGCCAUCAAAUUGUAGUACAUUUUUUAAUUUGUCAAAUAAAUAUGCUGCUCAUUUAAUAUUCAGAUUAA
Bombina bombina (fire-bellied toad) is the source of this 3044-nucleotide messenger RNA. It is a transcript of the gene SLC67A2, whose product is annotated as major facilitator superfamily domain containing 9. Gene Ontology annotation, molecular function: transmembrane transporter activity. Bases 40 to 1374 code for a protein of 444 amino acids. NCBI's taxonomy places the organism in Eukaryota, Metazoa, Chordata, Amphibia, Anura, Bombinatoridae. The transcript has 6 exons. Gene Ontology annotation, biological process: transmembrane transport. The record is from RefSeq and is a predicted model, not a curated record.